This is a messenger RNA of Perca flavescens (yellow perch), 1625 nucleotides long. RefSeq names its product hes related family bHLH transcription factor with YRPW motif like (gene heyl). Gene Ontology annotation, biological process: regulation of DNA-templated transcription. Gene Ontology annotation, molecular function: DNA binding; protein dimerization activity. The transcript has 5 exons. The coding region runs from base 344 to 1351 and encodes 335 amino acids. Lineage: Eukaryota; Metazoa; Chordata; Actinopteri; Perciformes; Percidae. The record is from RefSeq and is a predicted model, not a curated record.
CUAAAGCAGCUUGUGAAUUUUCUUAGUUGUCAUGGGCCCUUGGGGGUCGAUCGGGUGGCACUGCUGACUCACAGAGGAGAGGACAGGAGACACAUGAAGAAACAAACUAAACAAGACAAAACACGCAAGUGACAAGAAGUAACUAAGGACAACAAGGCUUUUAUAAGUAACAGCGCAAGAGAAACAGAGAGUGAGGGGACACACAGGGUGAGCGCCUCUUCCGCAGGGGAGACAGUCUUCAGAGUGUUGCGUCCACGCAGCAGAGAGAGAGAGAGAGAGAGUCCAUCAUCUAUCCAUCCAUCCGUCCAUCCAUCAGUCCAGCCAGUGAGGAAGAGGCACAGACAUGAAGAGACCUCACGACUACAGCUCCCCAGACUCGGACACAGACGAGUUUAUUGACGUGGGACAAGAAGACGGCUAUUGCCCAGUCACCGGGUCCAUGUCUCCUGGCAGCGCCUCACAGAUUCUGGCUCGAAAGAAGAGAAGAGGGAUCAUAGAGAAGAGGCGCAGAGACCGGAUCAACCACAGCCUGUCGGAGCUCAGGAGGCUGGUGCCCAGUGCUUUCGAGAAACAGGGUUCAUCUAAGCUGGAGAAAGCAGAGAUCCUGCAGAUGACCGUGGACCACCUCAAACUCCUGCAUGCCAUGGGAGGAAAAGGUUACUUUGAUGCGAGGGCCCUGGCGGUCGACUACAGGACGUUGGGCUUUAGGGAGUGCGUUGGAGAGGUGGUGCGGUACCUCAGCUCCCUUGAUGGGGAUUCCCCGGACCCUAUAGGAGCCCGUCUGGUCUCCCACCUUUCCCACUGUGCAAGUGAGCUCGACCCCCUUCUCCUACAGUCGCCCCCGGCCUCCGCCCUGCCAUUUCCUCCGUGGCCGUGGGCGUCCUUCCCUCAGAUCUCCCCCAACUCACCAGCCUCCUCCUCACCUCCUUUCCCCAGUGGGGGGCGAAGGGAUCUGGCCCUGAUGGGGAGCUACCCGUCGCCUGCCUCCCUCCGCCUCGGCCCCCUGGCCGGCUGCCAGCAGGGCGUACCCCAGCUCCUCACCCCCACAGCCCUGGCUACCAUUCACAGGUUGCCCUCCCUCGCAGCGUCGGCGUCCCUAGCCCCCUCCAGACCAACCCAGGCGUCGCCUCACAACGCCACCAGGGCCUCCCCUCUUCACCUCCCCACCCCUUCCUCUUCCUCUUCCUCUCCUUCUACCUCCUCCUCCUCUUCUAUUUCCUCAUCUUCUGCCUCACUGCAAGUCUCUUUCAGGCCCUUCGCGCCGCUGGGGUCUCCCACAGCUCAGAGCAGGGGCUUGAGCGGAGCAGCCAAGGCGGCCCAGGGAUGGGGGACCGAGAUAGGAGCUUUCUGAAGCUCAAUUCUGGUUUUGUUCUCCAAAUGAACUCUGUACAGUGGACAUGGAGCUCCCACUUGCACCAUGUAGCAAACACGAAGCCGUUGAAGAAAGACCUUUGAUGAUUGUCUCUGCUUCUGAGGGGACUCUAAAAGCCAUAUCAGACUGUGGGUGAAGUGUCAGAUAAUCACAAACAAUCAUAUAUAAUGGAACAAUGAAGGAAUGUGAAAAAAUAGAAGAUUUGAAUAAAUUCACAAUCUUGCUUGACAAAUACACACAUACACAGUGUUCA